UCACCAGUGUGACAUAUUUCUCUAGGCAGCUAGCUAAUUAGUUGUGGGCAUCGCGUUAGAAUAAAACAUGCGGAUAUUAUUUGGAGAUGCACACUAGCCAGUCAACGCUAGCGUGGUCAAUAUGAGAUUCUUGCGUUGCGAAAAUAAACGCCGAAGAAUAAAACAAGCUAACUGUCAUCUCAUUUCUCGUGACAGUACUACGCGUUGGAUCAGCUGCUCAGCUGUGCAAUGUUAACUGGUUUUAGGUUAAAUAAAACAGCUAGCUACAUCAUAAUAGUUGAUCAAGGGAAACUGAUGUGAUCCCGUUUACAGAAAAUUGACACCUCCCAUUAAACUAGCCAGCUAACUUGUAGUUAUGUGCGAUCAGAGAAACAUUCGAUACCCGGAAACCUUAAUUCAUUGAUUGUGACACUUGAAUUGAGUUUGCUGUCGUAAAUCGAAAAUUUUGCUUGUCGUUAUUUGUUCAUUCAAUCGAAAUUGCGUCUGUGUGGGACAGUAAUCUACCCGCAUAAUGCUGAGAAAUUUUAUACUAGUGGGCAUUUCUGCAAUUGUAGCCGCUUUGCUUGGAUUCUAUGAUUUUCAUGCUAUCUAUUCCAAUGCGGUGUCGUUGCUAUUGUCAGUCGGAACACCCAAAGAAACAAUGCAACUUUUCAGGGAAAAGGAUCUCUCGUUGUAUGAUGGAGAAUCGGGAAGUAGAGGACUCUACCUUUCUAUCCUGGGACAGGUGUUUGAUGUUGGUAAAGGGAAUAAGCAUUAUGGACCUGGUGGCGGUUACCAUUUCUUUGCAGGGAAAGAUGCGUCACGUGCCUUUGUGACAGGAGACUUCACAGAGACUGGACUGACAGAUGAUGUGUCUGAUCUCACCCCCUCUCAAGUGGUGGCUCUGUUCGACUGGUUGGCUUUUUAUCAGAGGGAUUAUGAACCAGUAGGCAGGCUGGUUGGGCGAUACUACGACAAGAAUGGACAGCCCACGGAAGCUUUGCGGCAGGUGGAGGCGGCGCUGGCGGAGGGACUGAAACUCAAGGCCGAGGCCCAGACCCAGAGCAAACGCUUCCCGUCCUGCAACUCUGAGUGGAGCGCUGCCACCGGCGGCAGGGUGUGGUGUUCCACAGCGAGUGGUGGGGUGCACAGGGACUGGGUGGGUGUCCCCAGGAAGAUGUUCUCCCCUGGAAGCAGCAGCUCUCGCUGUGUGUGUGUGCAGAGCAGUGACCCCACAGAGCUGGACAGCCCCAACCUGCAGGUGUAUGAAGGCUGCCCCCCACUCGCCCAAUCCUGCACGAUCAAAAGCUUCUGAAACUGCCCAGGCCUCAAGGCUCAUAGAGCCCAUAGAGAUAUGGAUCCUGUCUGCUGGAAAAGGUGCUAAUCGUAUUAAGCUUCCACUCAUCUUGGGCAGCUACUUA
Messenger RNA from Megalops cyprinoides (Indo-Pacific tarpon), 1400 nucleotides. Its product is annotated as neuferricin. The record is from RefSeq and is a predicted model, not a curated record. NCBI's taxonomy places the organism in Eukaryota, Metazoa, Chordata, Actinopteri, Elopiformes, Megalopidae. The coding region runs from base 512 to 1294 and encodes 260 amino acids. Gene Ontology annotation, cellular component: endomembrane system; membrane. The transcript is spliced from 4 exons.